AUGUACCACGCCGAUUAUACAGAAACGCCGGAACCAUACUACAAGAGCAAGAUUUUCCCCGUCUCGUUUGUGGUUCCGGAAGCACUUCCCUUCGACCCGUGCUCUGAUGGCCAUCUUCAACUGCCCCCUAGUAUUGACUACAGCUGGGACAAAUUCUGCCCUGACCUGUGUAGCAUAAUCUAUUACAUUCACGCCGAGAUUGAAAUGGGAUAUGGCGAGAAGCUCCACGCAAAGAAACAAGUCAGGCUUCUUCCGAUGUCACCGGAAAGGCCUCCUCGUCUUUGGGGUGAGAGCGGCGAAGUCCAGCUUUGUGAUACAACCCGGCUACGAACGGGGCUAUUGUCAACAAAGACAGGCAGAAUUACACUCCAAGCUCGCCAGGAGAAAUCCCUCUAUUUGCCCAUUGACACCCGACGAAGACGGGAAAUCACCUCAAUUCACCUCGAUUUGGCCUUGGAAGGUAUUGAGGCGUCAACAAAACUACCACAGCAGUGCCAGCUUCGCGCAACUAUAGAGGCUGCAACAUACUUGACAACAUCACCAAUGCGUCUACCGAACAAGCCUAUGCUUAUGGCGGAACAAAUGUGUUGGACUGAAUGGAUCGAACAGGAUGGGCAAGGUACCAGCUCCCACCAGGUGGCACUCGUGGAAUACUUUAUGCGAAUUGAGGUAGCAAUUGGGUGGUCUAGAACAUUGCAUCUCAAGUUGCCCCUCCAGAUCUACAAUGCUCUUGAAUUUUGA
This is a messenger RNA of Penicillium maclennaniae, 741 nucleotides long. RefSeq lists its product as uncharacterized. The transcript is spliced from 3 exons. The record is from RefSeq and is a predicted model, not a curated record. The coding region runs from base 1 to 741 and encodes 246 amino acids. NCBI's taxonomy places the organism in Eukaryota, Fungi, Ascomycota, Eurotiomycetes, Eurotiales, Aspergillaceae.